AGGGCGGGUGCCGCAGGGCCAAUGGGAGCGGUGCCGGCCAGGCCUGUUCCGCCCCGCUCCUCCGGACGUUUGUGCCGGGACAGGGCCGCUGCGGAUGCCGGGUCCUUGAGCUGAGCGUCUGCUGCCGGAGCCAACCUCUGCCGUCAACCGUCCGCACGGGCUGGGCCCAGGCGCCGGGACGGCGAAGAUCCGCCGAGGAAGCUGAGGCUGCCAUAGAACGCCGCGGCGGCGGGCGCAUGGCGUCCAUCUUGCUCAGGAGCUGCCGGGGCCGGGGGCCUGCCCGCCUCGCGCCACCUCGGGCCGCCUCCCCGCGGGGUAGCCUGAGGGAUCUGAGGGAUCGCGCUUGUCUCGGUUGUACCAGGACCCUGGGGUUGACGAGCCAUGAGAGUGUUCUGUCUCGUUGUUGUACUCCAGCCCACCCUGUGUACCUCUGCUUCAAAGGUGAACCCCUCAGCUUUUGGACUCAGAGGCCCGAGUGCCAGGGCACCACAGCGAGAGCAACAUGGACACCUGCCUCUGCCAGGCUGGUGGUUACAGGACCUCAGUAUCUUUCCGUGCGCAGCUGGCACUCAUCAUCUCCGCUAGGAGAGGACUCUGUGAUAGAGAAGUCCCUUAAGUCCUUAAAAGACAAGAAUAAGAAGCUGGAAGAGGGCGGCCCCGUGUACAGCCCGCCAGCUCAGGUGGUAGUGAAGAAAUCCCUUGGGCAGAAGGUACUGGAUGAACUGAAGCACUACUACCAUGGCUUCCGCCUGCUCUGGAUCGACACCAAGAUCGCUGCCCGUAUGCUGUGGCGCAUCCUCAAUGGCCAUACACUGACCCGCCGGGAACGCAGGCAGUUUCUCCGGAUUUGUGCAGACCUCUUCCGUCUAGUGCCCUUCCUGGUGUUCGUGGUGGUGCCCUUCAUGGAAUUCCUGCUGCCUGUAGUUGUGAAGCUCUUCCCCAACAUGCUGCCCUCCACGUUCGAGACCCAGUCUAUCAAGGAGGAAAGGCUGAAGAAGGAGCUGAGGGUGAAGCUGGAGCUGGCCAAGUUUCUCCAGGACACCAUAGAGGAAAUGGCCCUGAAGAACAAGGCAGCCAAAGGGAGUGCCACCAAAGAUUUCUCGGCGUUUUUCCAGAAGAUCCGGGAGACGGGGGAGAGACCCAGCAAUGAGGAAAUCAUGCGUUUUUCCAAACUGUUUGAGGAUGAACUGACCCUGGAUAACCUCACGAGGCCUCAGCUGGUAGCACUGUGCAAGCUGCUGGAGCUUCAGUCCAUUGGCACCAACAACUUCCUGCGUUUCCAGCUCACCAUGCGCCUGAGGUCCAUAAAGGCUGAUGAUAAGCUGAUUUCUGAGGAAGGGGUGGACAGUCUGACUGUGAAGGAAUUGCAGGCAGCAUGUCGAGCACGAGGCAUGCGAGCACUCGGCGUCACAGAAGACCGUCUGAAGGGCCAGCUGAAACAGUGGCUGGACUUGCACCUGCAUCACGAGAUCCCCACAUCACUGCUCAUACUGUCCCGGGCCAUGUACCUCCCAGACACCCUCUCACCUGCCGACCAGCUGAAGUCCACCUUGCAGACCCUUCCAGAAAUUGUGGCAAAGGAGGCUCAGGUGAAAGCGGCAGAGGUGGAAGGCGAAAAGGUAGACAACAAGGCGAAACUGGAGGCCACACUGCAGGAAGAGGCCGCUAUCCAACAAGAACACCUGGAAGAACUAAAGAGAGCCUCUGAGGCUGUGAAGGACAUCCAGCCAGAAGUAGCAGAAGCCACUCUCCCUGGGAGGCCAGGGCCUGAGCCUCAGCCUCAGCCUCAGGUGGAUGAUGUGAUCUUGCCCUCAGAGGUCCUGAAGGAUACGGCGCCUGCACUGGAAGGUCUGAAGGGAGAAGAGAUUACCAAGGAGGAAAUUGACAUCCUCAGUGAUGCCUGCUCUAAGCUGCAGGAGCAGAAGAAGUCCCUGACCAAGGAGAAGGAGGAGCUGGAGCUGCUGAAAGAGGAUGUCCAGGACUACAGUGAGGACUUACAGGAGAUCAAGAAGGAACUUUCAAAGACGGGUGAGGAGAAGUACAUAGAAGAAUCUGCAGCUAGCAAGAGGCUGUCCAAGCGAGUGCAGCAGAUGAUCGGGCAGAUCGACGGCCUGAUCGCACAGCUGGAGACCACUCAACAGGAUGGCAAGCUGGACCCCAGCCAGAGCACUCCAACAGGGGAGAGUGUCAUCAGCAUCACUGAGCUCAUCAGCGCCAUGAAGCAAAUUAAGCACAUUCCAGAACACAAGCUCAUCAGUUUGACCUCAGCCCUGGAUGAUAAUAAGGACGGCAACAUCAACAUCAAUGACCUUGUCAAGGUAAUCGACUUGGUGAACAAAGAAGAUGUUCAGAUCUCUACCACCCAGGUAGCCGAAAUUGUGGCCACACUAGAGAAGGAAGAAAAGGUGGAAGAGAAAGAGAAGGCCAAGGAGAAGGCUGAGAAAGAGGCUGCAGAAGUGAAGAAUUAAGAGCUGCCGGCUUCUGGCCCACAGGUCUGCCUGCAUCGUGCUAUACCAGCCACAGGGGCAUGACACACAGAGUGAUUGCUUUGAGGUGAUUCUUAGUGGCAAAUCUAAUAUUUUGUCUGGAAUAAAUCAGAAACUUCCAUAAUGAAGCAAUUUUUAAUUUUCAUCAUUCCACGAAGAUUCAGUCUGGCUGGAGCCAGAGAGGUUGGCUGUGUGGACUCAUGCCAUGGUGUGGUACUGAAUGGUCCUAAGCCUUGGGUUAAGGUAUAGCUGCCAAUAGGAUCAUAGCCGCACAUUGAUCCCUAGCUUCAGACAUGGCUCUGGCCGGGCUCAGUAGGAAGGCAUUUCUCUGUAUGUGCCCUUACUGGAUCAGGAUCUGAGUGAGCCUCCAGCCUGUGAGAGGAGAGGGAGAGCCAACUGGACCUCAGCACCUGUGUGGAACCAAGAGGAUGUGCCUGCGUGUCCUCCGUAGGCCUUGGGAUAGGAGUUAGACUAACACAAACGCAGGCCACUCUGCUCUGAAGACACUGCCGUCAGUCCAAGGGAUUGAGAUUCCCAGUUGCCCGUGUACAUAGAUGUGUCUGCUCACGCCUUCACAGUUGUCAUAACCGCAGGUCCCCGACAGCAGUGUCUGUAUCUUGUAUGGAUUCCGAGGCAUGUUGACUAGCGCUCUCUGAGUUCACCAUUGGUCUCCACUUAAUAUUUCUUUAACUGACUAGUACUGACUUUUCAUACAUGACCAUCCGCCUAAUUCAUGAGUAAUUCCUAAUAUAGUGGGUGACAUACAUUGAAGAAGCCUUUGAAAAUGAAAUCUUUUCUGUUGGCAUUCACAUUGCUGAACAGGCCUGGGGGAUAGAACUGACAUCUGUAACUUGAAUAUACCUGAGGCUUUGUGUGGCUUGUAACAGAAAAUUCAAGUCCUAUCACAGGACAGUGUGCAAGAUGGGGUGUCACAAGGGAAUGUCUCUAUGUUGUAGCUCAGGGCUCCGGCUUCUUUAGCACAAAUGCUCAUGGCUGUGCUCCAGCCACCAAGAAGUGAGGAAGUUGUCCUGUGAUGCCACAGAGCUUUCAGGAUGGUGUUCCCUCCCCGCCAGCAGCUCACUGGCACCCCUCUAAGUGGACGGUCUAGAGCUCUUUGCUUUUCUCAUUUGGAAAUGGCUCUGUGAACAGGCCAGGGCUGGGUGUCCUGUGGCCUCACCACCACCUUCACAUUGUAACCCCGUCCUUGGAGCACAGAGGGAGGAAGAUCUUAAGUUCAGCUUGGGCUACUUAGCAAGUCCCUGUCCAGGGGGAAAAUCCUUGACUCCAGACGGGGUCUGGGACAUGUUCAGAGACGCAGCAGCCAGAAUGGGGCGUUCUCAGUUUCUUGAAACUUCUUUCUUAACUGUUAAAGGAAACAUACUAUGCUAAGCAGGAAUAAGAUGGUUCUUGCAUGUAAACCUGUGGUCACAUCUGAAUCCUGGUGUCCCUGCGAGGACAAGAUUAUGGUUGCCAAGUAUGUCCCCACAGUAGAGGGUCUCUCCUAUGACCAGCAGUCUGGAGCCUGUCCCGUGUCUGCCCAUCAUCUUCAUCCUUUAGUGUAUUACUGGGUACUGUCAAUGGCCUGUACUGGCUGCUGCUGACUCAGGAACUCCCUAGUGUCCCUCUAACCUCCACUCUGGACUCUGUCCUCGCAGGUCACGCCAUCACCCCACUGCAGGACCUUAGCAAACACACGUGCUAGAAGGUCUACCAGUGGGUGCUUCCCUUGGCUUUUGGAGUUGUCCUCACAUCUGUUUGCUUCACUGACCUGGGUCAGGGUUAGAAAUAGCAGAUUCACCAGGCAGUGAUAGCAGCACGCGCCUUUAAUCCCAGCACUAGGAAGGCAAAGGCAGGUGGACAGCCAGGGCCACACAGAGAAACCCUGUCUCGAACCACUACCACCACUACCACCCCCUUAAAAAAAAAAGAAAUGGAAGACCCAGGACUGAGAACUGUACUCAGACUGAGCAUUUGAAAGCUGGCUGUGUUUCAGCUGUCAUACUGUCCUGCACCUCAGCACUUGCCCAGGGUGUGCAUUCGGCAACUGAGAUGUCUGCACCUGUUAAGGUUUCAACCCAGGAGUCUGGUGUUUCCUCUCUCUGCUCUGAACCACCUUCCCACACAGGAUCUGGGAAGCUGGCACCUAAAUUCCAGGCUUCUUUUAGACUAUUAACAUCUCAAAUGUGAAGGGUACCAUGCAGUUCUUAAAAGCCAUUCUCACGGUCUUGGGCUGUGCCUCCUAAUACCAUGGUAGGCGAGCAAGUUCUGUACCGUCUUCUGUCUUCGGGGUCCCAGAGCCUCCAACUAGAUCAUGUGUAGACAUCUUCCAUGUUCAUGUAACAGCGCAAAGUCAUACUUCUGAACCCUGAGCAAUCUAUUCAAGACGUUGAGUGGAAACUCAGACCACCUCGAGCUCUAAUGAUUGUGCUGUGGUCACCAGGUGUCUUCGGAUUUUAGUGGGUCUUGACCCUCCCCUCGGCCCCUAGGUGAGUGCCAGCUCACAUUUGGGGGCUCAAGCCUUGGUUCCAGGCUCAUGAUCUGUGGGAGCUAUCUGAGGAAGCCUGUGUACCCUCAUCCUGUGCCACAGCUCUGUUUUCUAGAAGCUGACAAGGAAGGACGUCUAGACCCUAGGCUAACCCAGGGCCCUGUGAGGCUAGCAGGCUGCAUGAUGUAUUCUGAACACCUUGAUGUAAGGAACUGACUGAAUAAAGUGCCACUGAUGACUUGU
Messenger RNA from Mus pahari (shrew mouse), 5214 nucleotides. RefSeq names its product leucine zipper and EF-hand containing transmembrane protein 1 (gene Letm1). Lineage: Eukaryota; Metazoa; Chordata; Mammalia; Rodentia; Muridae. The coding region runs from base 237 to 2468 and encodes 743 amino acids. Gene Ontology annotation, cellular component: mitochondrial inner membrane. Gene Ontology annotation, molecular function: ribosome binding. The transcript has 14 exons. The record is from RefSeq and is a predicted model, not a curated record. Gene Ontology annotation, biological process: intracellular monoatomic cation homeostasis.